Messenger RNA from Sesamum indicum (sesame), 1954 nucleotides. RefSeq lists its product as uncharacterized. The record is from RefSeq and is a predicted model, not a curated record. Gene Ontology annotation, biological process: regulation of DNA-templated transcription. Gene Ontology annotation, molecular function: DNA-binding transcription factor activity. Lineage: Eukaryota; Viridiplantae; Streptophyta; Magnoliopsida; Lamiales; Pedaliaceae.
AAAGAACCACAUACCUUUUCACCAACAGACGUUUAUGUGCAAGUGGGGGAGAGAGAGAGAGAGAGACAAGUACAAAGAAGAAGCCAAAACAAAGGAAAGGGGGGAGCAGAAGAAGGAAGCCCUAAACCAAUAAUUUAUUGAGCUUUCAUUCUUUUUCUUUUCUGGCUUCCUCAAUAUCACAUUGUUAACAUCUUUGUUCGCAAUUAUUGAAGGUGCCAGCAAUGUUCAGCACUGUAGAGAGAGGAAAAGACAGCGAUAAAUACAAGAAGAAACACAAGUAAAGAGCACAGUAGACUUCUGCAGAAGAGGAAGAAAGAAACCCUAGUUUCAGGAACUGGUUUGUUUGGCUAUGGCAAACUCCAAGGGACCAUCUAGCAUUAGAAGUGUGUUGUACAAUGGGAAGAAUUCUUUACUGCCCCCUAAAAGUCCAUUUCCUAGCAUAUCACCAUCCUAUGCUGAAUAUAUACCUAGUUCAGCAAUUGGUCCAAAAACUCUUCCAAAGCCCAGGGAUGGAAAUUCACACCAUCAGCGAACUUCAUCUGAAAGUUUUUUGAUAGAGGAACAGCCUUCUUGGCUGGAUGAACUCCUUGAUGAGCCAGAAACACCUGUACGGAGAGGGGGUCAUCGCCGGUCAUCAAGUGAUUCCUUUGCAUAUAUUGACUCAGUUAAUGCCGGAAGCAUGAAUUAUGCAGCUCAAGAUGAUAACAGGUUCAAGAAUAUGACUCCACUGUCUUCAUGGGGAUCUCAAGACUUUGAUAUUUAUAGGGAUGCAAGGCAAAGCUCUUUCUAUGCAGACCAAAAUCCUUCGAUUAAAACUAAGCACAAGCCAUGGGAUGCACCUGUUGCUCCUCCUCGUGGCCUUCCUUCUCCCAGAGGCAAUACCCUUGUUCAAAAUGUAGGAUCAUUGGGCACUUCUCAAGACGCAGAUAAGAAUCCAUCUCUGUCGACGGAAAAGCAGGAUCUGGUUGAAUCGGUCCCUCAAGAUCCGAAAGGAUCCACUGAGAAAAAGGACUCUUGUCAUGUCAAAUCUUCAGAAACAGACACGAAACGUGCCAAGCAGCAAUUCGCACAACGUUCACGGGUGCGGAAGCUCCAAUACAUAGCUGAACUUGAAAGAAAUGUCCAAGCUUUACAGGCAGAAGGUUCUGAAGUUUCUGCUGAACUCGAAUUCCUCAACCAGCAAAAUCUCAUCCUGAGUAUGGAGAAUAAAGCACUGAAGCAACGUUUGGAAAGUUUAGCUCAGGAGCAGCUUAUCAAGUAUUUGGAGCACGAAGUGCUGGAGAGAGAAGUGGGAAGACUACGGGCCUUGUUUCAGCAACAACAGCAGCCACUCCAGCAGACAUCUUCUGGCCAUCGACGUGCCAACAGCAGAGAUCUUGAUCAACAAUUUGCUAACCUCUCCCUCAAGCCCAAGGAAGCCACUGCUGGUCGCGACUCUGUUCCUGGCCAACUUCAUAUGUAGACUGAUCUAGCUUCACCUUUUGCUGUGUGCCCUUUAUCCUAACCAUCCUCAAUGGACAAGCCAUGCCAGAUGACAUAAAGCAGCUUUUUACCUUGCAUGGGAUGAAAGCCAGGCAUGUCCUGCGGUCCUUGCUCGUAUUUCCCGUUUUUAUUUCUCAUCCUGUUUUUAUUUGUAAGUGACGGUUUUCCCUGCUAAGCUUAGUGCCAUGUGCACCUGGUGGUCUGCCGGAUCAUACUAGUUCCGGCCAGUGACUCACCUGAGGUGGUUAUCUAAACAUAAUCGCUAGCAUGUCCUUGUAUCUCAAGUAAUAAAUAUUUGGUUCCCUCUUGCCUCCUGGGAGGUGGUUGUUGCUCCGCAAGAACUUUUAAGGUUUCUCAUAGUUUUUUCAGUCAUUUACUUAGUGAUGUACGUGUAAUCUUAGAGGGAAAGUUUCUGAGUUCCCAUUUGUUGGUCCACCAAUUUAUGCAGCUUUUGUUUGUUGAUGAUCAACAA